ACCUCCCGUUCUUUCAGUAGAAAUUUGUGAGUAAAGACACAUAUACUUUUAUUUACUGCCCAUGGGUCAAACAUAAUGGACGCGAUACUUACUGCCACAAUAUUCUUAUCAGUUUUAAAAGCUGGACAUGGUUUCAAUGUUGAAACCACGGCUUGGAGGACCCUGAGUAACUCUGCUGCAGGUUUUGGUGCAAAGGUGAUACAAAGACGAAAUGACUUGCUGGUCAGUGCCCCCCUGGAGCAGUACUCACAAUCAAGAGGAAAGAUCUAUAAAUGCUCCACCAACUCCUGUAAUGAAAUUCAAAUCUCAGUGCCAAGUUUUGCGGUCAACAUGUCCCUUGGUAUGUCUAUGGCAAUGGAUCCCAACACACAAAACACUAUGGUGUGUGGUCCAACCAUUCCAAAAGACUGCAAAAGCAUCACUUUGUACAAAGGCACAUGCAUACAAAUAGACAGUAACAACAAUGUUGGAAGUCCUGUGCCUUCAGCCAUUGGUGACUGUCCAUCUCAAACAGACAUUGCUUUUCUGUUGGAUGGCUCAGGCAGUAUAAGGCCUCAUCAGUUUACUAGUAUGAAGCAGUUUCUUCUAAAUCUGGUUGGCUCGUUCGUGGGAAAAGAUACAAGGUUUGCAAUUGCCCAGUUUUCUUAUAAACCAUGGUUUAAAGUCCAUUAUUACUUUAACGAUUUUCGUGUCACUGGAUCAUGGCAAUCACAAAUUAAUUCUAUAACCCAACUGACUGGUGCAACCUACACAGCUGAUGGCAUCAGACGUGUUGUCAAUGAAGUCUUUGUAGCAAAUCGUGGUUCUCGGCCUAAAGCGAAGAAAGUGUUAAUUGUGAUUACUGACGGAGAAUCAAAUGACUCAGGAGACUUGAGAAGCGCUGCUAAUUCAGCUGAGGCCAAACAAAUUAUUCGAUUUGCUAUUGGGGUGGGGGAUGCAUUUAAUAGGCCUUCUGCAGCAAAUGAACUGAAUACGAUUGCAUCAUCACCAACAAAUGACCAUGUCUUCAGAGUGGAUAGCUUUGAUGCCCUUGACCAAAUAAGGAAGACUUUGCAGGACAGAAUCUUCUCUAUCGAAGGAUCUCAAUCAGGUGGAGAGUCACUGAAAAUGGAAAUGGCUCAAGAGGGCUUCAAUGUUGCUUACGUACCUGGGGGAUUUCAGAUGACCACUAUCGGUGCUAACGAAUGGAAAGGAGGCUUUCAGCAAUACUCAAACACAAACCCUUACACUUACGGCCCUACGUCUAUGGAGUCUGACAGUUACCUGGGUUACUCCAUAGCAGUUGCCAAAACAAGACGUGGCACAUUUACAGUCGUUGGGGCACCGAGAUACCAACACAGAGGGGUUGUGAUGGCAGUGUACGGACAAAACAAUUACAGAAAGAUUGAUCCAUUUCCAUAUCAGUUUCAAAGUGGUGAAUAUUUCGGGGCAGAGGUGUGUGCAAUGGAUGUGAAUGUUGACUCCUACUCUGACGUAAUCCUGAUAUCUGCACCGAUGCAUGUGGAAAACGAUAGAGAAGGAAGAGUUUACGUUUGCGACAUAUUCAAUUUGAACGUUGAGUGUCGUUUUGAUUCUCCAUUAGUCCUGAGAGGGGCACCUGACAAAGGGAGGUUUGGAUCCUCUCUUGCUGUACUGCCUGAUGUGAACAAAGAUGGUUUCAAUGAUUUGGCAGUGGGUGCACCUCUGGAGAAUGGGAGGCAGGGUAGCAUCUAUAUUUUCCACGGUGAGGGGGGAGGAAAAAUCAACCCUACAUAUUCACAGAGAAUCAUGGCUUCAGACGUCGGCUCAGGACUGAACUAUUUUGGCAUGUCCAUCAGUCCAACAUCUUUUGACCUUAGUAACGACAACUUACCUGACUUGGCAGUGGGUUCAAAGGGCGCUGUUGUCUUACUCAGAUCACAACCUAUAGUAAUGAUAAGCACCACUGUGUCAUUCAACCCAAAAGAAAUUUCCACUCAAAACCUAAACUGUUCAAAACCAAUGGAUGGCACUGCCAGGGUCUGCUUUACUAUGACCACCAAGUCUGAAAUACAGACAGCUCAAGCAAAUAUUAAUUUUACUUUCACAAUGGACGCCACCCACAAGAGCCCAAACAACCGAGCGUACAUCAGCGAGAAACAACAAGUGGAAGCUAGAACAGUUCAGCUAAACUUAGACCAGCAACAGUGCUCUGACAUUAAGUUCUUUAUUGAGGGUUGUCCAGAAGAUUCCCUCAAUCCUCUUUCUAAUGAGCUUCGAUACAUGUUUAAAGGUUUGCCUUCCAGUUCCAACGAAAAUCUCAGGCCGAGUCUCCUCCAGCAGACUCCGCUAGUAGCCAUUCAUCAGUUGGGGUUUGAGAUCAACUGUGGCACUGACAACAAGUGUGUAGACAACCUGAAAGUGGAUUUCAAUUUUACCAGGUCCACAGAGGUCAGAGUGGGCAUCGAUGAACUGCUCAAUCUCACUGUGUCCGUGGAGAACACAGAAGAAAACUCUUACAACAGCCGGGUCAUCCUCACAUACCCAGCAGAGCUCUCCUAUAGAAAGUUCACUGCAGUCCAGGGAAGAAUUGAAUGCAACUCUUUUGACAGUGAAGACGGCUUAACACGAGGAAGGACAGAUUGUACAAUUGACGAGCCUAUUUUCAAAACCAAUGCCAAGGCUCUUUUUAUUGUUUCCUAUGGGAUUGACACCCAGAGCCAACUCGAUAGGAGGAUUUUUUUCACUACAAAUGCCACAAGUGGGAAUAAGGAACACUCAACAGCAAGUGAGCCAUACAAAAGCAGAUGGAUUGGUGUGAAAUACAGCAUUUUUAUGACAAUUGAAAGUACACUCAGCUACAGUAAUUUCACCUAUGGAAAGAAUGAUUUGGAGAAACCGGUCCAACAAAAAAUCAAGGUCUCAAAUGACAUCAGAGCGCUUAAUUUCACUGUGGUGAUCAGGGUUCCGGUAAAGCUUGGUGAUAAGGAUAUCUGGACCGACUCAAACAACUUGAAGAUUGAAGACUGCGUAAGAUACAAAAAUGAAGAACCUACUGUUACUGAUUUUAUUCCACAAAUACAGAAAAAUAAGUUAGUGGACUGUUCUGUGGCUCGGUGCUCAGUCUUCAGAUGUACUCAGUUCAUGGGACGACUGGUCAGUAAACAGUACGCAAUCUCAGCCAACCUCAGCUCAGGCUGGAUAGAGCAGAUUGGACUUAAAUCUGCUAAAUUCCUCUUGACCAGCACAGCCAGUCUGGAGUACGACCAAAACCAGUACAUCUUCUAUUCACCUGGGUCUAAUAACAACGCUCCUGUUCGCAAGAUUGAGGUGGAGGUGGAGGUGGAGGUGGAGGUGGAGGUGUAUUCUAAACGAGACUUCACCAAAGAGAUCGUUGGAGGAUCCCUUGGGGGCUUGGCCUUUCUAGCUUUACUCACUGCUGGCCUGUAUAAGGCUGGAUUUUUCAAGAGUAAAUACCAGGACAUGAUCAAAAACUAUGCAGCGGGAGCAGCACCGGAGGCUGAUUUAGAUGCACCACCAGCACCAGAAUCACAAACUUCGGAUAAAAUCAGUUGAUGUCCCAAACACACCGUCCAUUUCCUGACUGAAUACAUUCACAGAUCUAAAGAUUUAGAACGGGGGGGGUCAAACUCUUCUUAGUCCAGGGGCCACAUUCAGCCUAAUAUGACAUAAAGUGGGCCAGACCAGUAAAAUAAUAUAAAUAAUAGGAUAAGAACUUUUGAGUGAAAAAAGCAAAUUC
Molecule: messenger RNA, 3718 nt
Organism: Sphaeramia orbicularis (orbiculate cardinalfish)
Lineage: Eukaryota; Metazoa; Chordata; Actinopteri; Kurtiformes; Apogonidae
Product: integrin alpha-M-like
Exons: 30
Coding region: 76-3534 (1152 amino acids)
Biological process (GO): integrin-mediated signaling pathway; cell adhesion mediated by integrin; cell-matrix adhesion
Cellular component (GO): integrin complex; external side of plasma membrane
Molecular function (GO): integrin binding
Source: RefSeq, a predicted model, not a curated record